AUUAUUAAGUACAUUCAACAAGACUGAACUGUAUUUAGGCCGCUUCAUUGGAAGGCAGAUCGAAUAUCAGAAUCGCUUUGCUAACAUCACUCAUGAUCCUUUGCUUCGAAGCUUGGAACGGCAAUCUGGACUUUGCGGUACGCCAAAUCCAAACCGGUUUGAGGCUCAUCAGAGAGUGGCAUGAAUCUGCUCAAUCUCUGCUUGCCGGGCCUGUCGGAUCAGAUCCUGCCUAUAGCGGCAGUCUUGAGGGCGAGCUGGUUCGAAUCUUCAGCCGACUGGACACCCAAAUCGUAUCGUUUUCAGAGCAGCCAUCUCCGGAAUAUCACGCAAUGAUCAUUGCCAGAGGACGCAAAGUGCUGGAGCGCAUGCCACUCAUCUUCACAUCUCUGUCCGAAGCGAGUAUAUGCGAAGAAGCAAUUAUUAGAAGAGCCAUGGCUUUCGUGUGCCACGAAAUUCCAUUAGAGAAACCUCCUCCUCCGCUUCAUACAUUCCCGAUGAAUGGCUGGCACUCCUGUAGCGAGCCAAAAGUUCUAGCAACACUGGAAAGUAUGGCUGCUGAUUCUAUGCGUUGGAAGACCGCAUUUGCGCCCCUGUGGAAGCGUCUCAAAGAGGAGAACAACCCCUCUGAUUUAUUCCCCGCAGCCUUGAUGAGGAAUCGUAUUGUGUCGGCGCUUAUGGGCUGCACGGCACCCCUCGUUGCCAAUGAGGAAGAUUUCGACCAUCAUCUCGACGAGUUUAGGGUAAUGGUUGAGAUGUCGGAAUAUAUGCUCGGCACUCUAGAUGGGCAGGGAACUCAAAAGGCCAGACACUUCAAGAGGCCAGCGUUCAAUUUUGAUUCUUACACUGUAAUCCCUAUGUUCCUAACUGCACUAAAAUGUCGGGAUCCUUUGCUGAGGAGGAAAGCCAUAGCACUAUUGCUCAAGUACCCCAGAAGGGAAGGAGUGUGUGACAGUGUGUGUAUGGGGAAAUUGUGUGAAUGGACAAUGAGAAUUGAGGAGGAAUAUAUUGACAAGGAUGGAUGGGUACCAGGUUGGGCCAGAGUUCGCGGCGUCACUAUGGAUAGGGAUCGCGAAAAGGAAAAUAGUGGGAUAUUAAUGUGCGAGCAACGAGUUUCAGCGGCAUCCAACGAAGUGGCGAUCAGAUCAACUCACUUAUCUUGGAACUUCUCCGAGAUUCUCGCGAAUACGGCAAUUGGACCGUCAGAAUAAUGAAUAGGAUGAGAACUUCAGUAUACACCUUGAUUUAACUACGGAGUAUGUAGCGGCAGAUCCGACUUGGGCGCUUGCCAAAUAUGCAUACUGGCACUCUGCUGGAAAGUAUCUUGGGUAUGGGACAUUCAAAGUUGCCCCCCC
Molecule: messenger RNA, 1352 nt
Organism: Hyaloscypha bicolor E
Lineage: Eukaryota; Fungi; Ascomycota; Leotiomycetes; Helotiales; Hyaloscyphaceae
Exons: 5
Coding region: 93-1208 (371 amino acids)
Source: RefSeq, a predicted model, not a curated record